UUAACACGCUCGUCUUGGUGCGUGAUUGAAACAGUUAAUUCCGGGAACCAAAAUAACUGUCGUCCUAUUCCUUACAAAAGCUGAAAUCAGCAAACAUAACUGCUGUCCUCUCUCCACUCUCACAUUCUUUUUCUUUUGAGAAUUUCCUCCAAUUAAACGAGAUUCUAACCCUAAUUCUUCACCAAAGAACCAAACCCCUUUGAAACAAAAGGGGAAAAUUUUGACCAAAAAUGGUAGUAAUGAAUCAAUGUACAAGUCAGAAAUAAGAAUAAGUUUAAUUGAGGGUUUGCAUACUAGUCAUGCAAACCUUAGAGACAAUGGAGGAAGAUGAUGUUAGCCCUAAAGUUUCAUUAAGAAGGAAUGGAUCGUUUAUUUGUGUAGCAGCACCUUUCUUGUAUGAUAAAUUACCUGAGGAACCCCUUAAGCUUACCAUCCUCAAAUUGGACGGCUCGUCUUUUGAUAUUGAAGUGGCUAGAAAUGGGAGCGUGGAAGAUCUCAAGCGGGCGGUGGAAGAGGCCUUCAGCCAUUGCAAGAUUUCAUGGUUACAUGUAUGGGGACAUUUUUGCCUGAGUUAUUGCGGACAGAAGCUCCUUACUGAUGAUGAUUUAAUAGGAACCUAUGGGAUCAAGGAUGGCGAUGAGCUUAGUUUUGUGAGACAUGUAUCCAUUGGUUACAAUCCUGUAAAGGUGCGACCAGAAGGAGGGGACCAUCAUUUCGAUGAACCCAGCACAUCCAAUGGCUUUGAUGACAAAGAGCGGAAAGGUGAAAAGGAGGAUGAUCAAUCCCAGGAUGAUUCAGAUAAUGAUGAAGACAGCACUUCUGAAGAUGAGAAUGAUGGGGGUAUUCUUAGCAGUUGUCAGUACAGGUUGUUUCAUUUAUUUAGAGGGUGGUUAUCGUAUCAGAAACUGGCGAACUCAGAAAGGAGAGUGGAGCAGAAGAUGGAGUAAUGCAUCAAGAUUACCCCAUGGUUACUUAGGGAGUUUUGAAAAAUUGUUGUGCAGUUGCACAAUAAUAAGUACUGACUUUCCAAAGAGAGUUGGAAAGCAAAACAAUAACCAGCACUUUUGCAGCUCUAGGAUAUGAAUCAAGUUGAACAUCAAUGGUAAUCAACUCUGAUUGGAGCUCUAGCCUUGUAACUUCCCAAUCAUUUCGACAUGCCAAGCUGCUUCUGCAGAGAAAGUGAUGUCAACAAAUUGACUUUAUGCUUUCCCCGACGAUACAGUCAUUUGAGGCUCUGCAAUAAAACACAUUACUUGAUACCAGCUUGAGCUUAUCAUUAGAGAAGAUAUACUGCUGCUGCUUGUAGUGUAUCUUCCCAUCUAUAGAUGAUAAUAGGUUGUAUCGAGAUGAGCUCAACCGGCAUUUAGAGCGAGUCUCGACAAGCUAGAUCAGCAAGAUAAUUAGUAAAAUAUCUAGUUUUGUUUUAAAAACCUCAUGGGGUGCAGGUCUGAAAAUAUCUGGUUAUUGUGUAACAGAAAUUCCUGACUUUCCUGGGCAUGACCCCUUGUUCAUCUUGAUGUAUCCCAUUUCAGAUUCAAUGUAAGUUAUACCUUUUGGCAGAAAACAGAUAUACAAAAGUAUAUUUUGAGGCA
This is a messenger RNA of Nicotiana tabacum (common tobacco), 1592 nucleotides long. RefSeq lists its product as uncharacterized. NCBI's taxonomy places the organism in Eukaryota, Viridiplantae, Streptophyta, Magnoliopsida, Solanales, Solanaceae. Gene Ontology annotation, biological process: mRNA splicing, via spliceosome. The record is from RefSeq and is a predicted model, not a curated record.